GUUACUAAGAAAGGUGAUAUGGGUGACUUCUACCGUAACUUGCUCAAAAAAAAUGUAGCUUUUGGGGCAAAUACUAGUAAAAGAGGAGAUGACAUUUUACCUUCUAGGCAGAAUGCUGAAUCUGGAAAAUCUCAACCUUCUGAAACUCAUUCUGAAAAACAAUCUGACCUUAUAGAUAGGAAGUCAUCUGACCUUACAGCUAGUAAUGUCCCAGAUGAACCCAAGCCGUCUGCCAAACAUGGUAGAAGUGAGGAUAUGGACAAAGACAAUAUAGAACUCAGAUUGCCUUCCACCGUCGAUGCCAGCCAAGCAGAUAGUGGUUUGCAGUCUGAAAAGGGAGGAAUUACUGCAGACAUUGGGAGUAAAGCCGAAACUGUAGGUGAGAAUGUGAAGAGCUCUGGCCACCACCACAGACAAAGUCAAGAGGCAUUGGCUGCUGCCAAAGAACGUUAUUUAGCUCGAAAGCGAAUGCGAGAAGGCUAA
Molecule: messenger RNA, 483 nt
Organism: Cryptomeria japonica (Japanese cedar)
Lineage: Eukaryota; Viridiplantae; Streptophyta; Pinopsida; Cupressales; Cupressaceae
Exons: 1
Source: RefSeq, a predicted model, not a curated record